AAUUAAUAUAUGAUAUAAAAAAAUAUAAUAAAAUGUAUUUCUGCUGAAUACCUCUCCUUGCUCUUUUGUAGUAAACCGAAAAGAAAGAACACCCCUGACAAAAGCUUUGAAACCGGACUGUGUAAGCUGACUCAUUUAUUAAUUGUUUAAAGCUCAAGAAUUUAGUGAGAUACAAUGUCUAAUGCUGACGAGCCGCUCUACCCAAUAGCUGUGCUGAUUGAUGAGCUGAAGAAUGACGAUAUUCAAAUGAGAUUGUAUUCUAUUAGGAGGCUUUCAACCAUUGCCCGCGCUCUUGGGGAGGAACGGACAAGAAAGGAAUUGAUCCCAUUUCUAAGCGAGAAUAAUGACGACGAAGAUGAGGUUCUUCUUGCAAUAGCGGAAGAGCUGGGGGUAUUUAUUCCUUACGUUGGAGGUGUGGAGCAUGCUCAUGUUUUGCUCACCCCUUUGGAAACCCUUUGCACUGUUGAAGAAACCUGUGUCAGGGACAAAGCUGUAGAAUCGCUUUGUAGAAUUGGAUCCCAGAUGAAAGAGACUGAUUUAAAUGAAUGGUUUGUUCCUCUAGUGAAGAGGCUAGCAGCAGGUGAAUGGUUUACGACCCGAGUUUCUGCCUGUGGAUUGUUUCAAAUUGCAUAUCCGAGUGCACCUGAGACGUUGAAAACUGAAUUGCUUUCAAUAUACAGUCAGUUGUGUCAGGACGACAUGCCUAUGGUGAGGAGAUCUGCUGCCACAAAUUUGGGCAAGUUUGCUGCUACCAUUGAACCUGCUCAUCUCAAGACUGAUAUCUUGCCAAUAUUUGAGGAUCUUACACAAGAUGAUCAAGAUUCUGUUCGGUUACUAGCUGUAGAAGGAUGUGCUGCUCUUGGAAAGUUGUUAGAGCCUAAGGAUUGUGUAGCACAUAUUCUUCCUGUUAUCGUCAACUUCUCUCAGGAUAAGUCGUGGCGUGUUCGUUACAUGGUUGCCAAUCAGCUGUAUGAAUUAUGUGAAGCUGUGGGACCUGAACCUACCAGGGCGGAUCUGGUUCCUGCAUAUGUCCGACUUCUACGAGAUAAUGAAGCUGAAGUACGUAUAGCUGCUGCUGGAAAAGUUACCAAGUUUUGCCGGAUUCUUGAUCCGGAGCUAGCUAUCCAGCACAUCCUCCCAUGUGUAAAGGAGUUGUCUUCUGAUUCCUCUCAACAUGUUAGAUCUGCUCUGGCCUCAGUUAUAAUGGGCAUGGCUCCUGUACUAGGAAAGGAUGCAACAAUUGAACAGCUCCUUCCAAUAUUUCUUUCUCUUCUGAAGGAUGAAUUUCCUGAUGUACGUCUUAGUAUUAUCAGCAAGCUGGAUCAAGUCAACCAGGUUAUUGGGAUAGAUUUGUUAUCCCAAUCUCUCUUACCAUCGAUUGUUGAGCUUGCAGAAGAUAGACAUUGGAGAGUACGCCUGGCAAUUAUUGAGUAUAUACCUUUGUUGGCUAGUCAGUUAGGAGUAGGCUUUUUUGAUGAUAAACUAGGUACUCUCUGUAUGCAGUGGCUGCAGGAUAAGGUAUACUCAAUUCGAGAUGCUGCCGCUACUAACCUGAAGCGCCUUGCAGAAGAGUUUGGUCCAGAAUGGGCGAUGCAGCACAUCGUUCCACAGGUUUUGGAUAUGAUUAAUAACCCUCAUUACUUGUAUCGCAUGACUAUUCUCCGUGCUAUUUCUCUACUCGCUCCUGUAAUGGGUUCAGAAAUAACAUGUUCUAAAUUGCUGCCUGUAAUUGUUACAUUGUCCAAGGAUAGAGUGCCCAACAUCAAAUUCAAUGUAGCAAAGGUGUUACAAUCCCUUAUACCUAUUCUGGAUCAAUCUGUGGUGGAGAAUACUAUUCGUCCUUGUCUUGUAGAACUUGCUGAGGAUCCAGAUGUAGAUGUCCGUUACUUCGCAAACGAAGCACUCCAGUCAAUUGAUCAUGUCAUGAUGUCAAGUUAGAGGUUCAUUAUAUGGAAUCUGAUCUGUCUUAACAUGCAAUCACAGAUUAGCUGUAACAUCUUGUAGACCUGUAAAUGUACCUGGUAUUAUGUUAUGAACAUAUGGUAAUACAGUCGCUGCUGAAAAGUUUUGUUCAGGUGUUCUCAA
Daucus carota subsp. sativus is the source of this 2085-nucleotide messenger RNA. Its product is annotated as serine/threonine-protein phosphatase 2A 65 kDa regulatory subunit A beta isoform. The transcript has 13 exons. Gene Ontology annotation, molecular function: protein binding; protein phosphatase regulator activity. Gene Ontology annotation, biological process: protein dephosphorylation. NCBI's taxonomy places the organism in Eukaryota, Viridiplantae, Streptophyta, Magnoliopsida, Apiales, Apiaceae. The record is from RefSeq and is a predicted model, not a curated record. Bases 175 to 1938 code for a protein of 587 amino acids. Gene Ontology annotation, cellular component: cytoplasm; protein phosphatase type 2A complex.